Molecule: messenger RNA, 996 nt
Organism: Alternaria viburni
Lineage: Eukaryota; Fungi; Ascomycota; Dothideomycetes; Pleosporales; Pleosporaceae
Exons: 1
Coding region: 1-996 (331 amino acids)
Cellular component (GO): cytosol
Molecular function (GO): NAD binding; hydroxypyruvate reductase [NAD(P)H] activity; glyoxylate reductase (NADPH) activity
Source: RefSeq, a predicted model, not a curated record
AUGGCUCCUGCACUUAUCGAAUCAGAGACAUUUGCCCCCUCUUCGUCACCGUCAAAUGCAGUAGACAAGGCUACUGUUUACCUGCUCGAUACACUGCAUCCCAGAGCCAUAGAACGCGCACAGUCAUUGUUCAACGCUAUCCUCCCUUCAGACCCCAAGCAUUCGGAAUGGAGGGGAAAGGCCGAAUACCUCGUCAUUCGCGGAUCAUACCUUACCGCAGAAGACGUCGAAGCAUGCAAGAACCUCAAAGCCAUCGGCAAACAGGGCGUUGGAAUCGACAAGAUUGAUGGCGAGGCCUGCAGAGCACGCGGUAUCAAGAUCUUCAACACGCCUGGAGUGAAUGCGCAGGCUGUCGCGGAGACUGUGCUUUCGCUCACAAUGUCUGUGGCUCGCGAGGUUGGUCGCAUAACAGCGCUGCAGAGUGCCGGGUUUAGUGUGCCGAAAGAGACCUGCUCGGGUCUGAUCAUCAACAAGAAGACGAUCGGGAUCGUGGGUAUGGGUAAUAUUGGCCGAAAGGUCGCGCAAAUCUUCCAAGGCGGAUUAGGGUGUCGCAUCGUAGCAUACGACCCACUACUGCCAAAGGAUGCUUGGGAAGAUAUUGCGCAUACCCGAGCAGAGACUCUUAAGGAGGUUCUUCGCGCUUCGGAUGUGGUAACACUACACGUUCCUCUAACACCACAAACCCGGGGUCUCAUAUCGUAUGAACAAUUCACGAUCAUGAAGCCCACUUCGAUCUUGAUCAACGCGGCCAGAGGCGGAAUUGUGCAUGAGGUCGAUCUUGAACGCGCUUUGAGAGAAGGUCUGAUUUGGGGAGCGGGUCUGGACUGCCAUGAGCAUGAGCCUCCGACCAAAGAGAUCUAUGGUAGUUUGUGGGAAACGGGACGGGUCGUGAGCACUCCGCACGUAGGUGCUGCAACGGCCGAGACGCAGAUGGAGACUGCGAUGGCGGCAGUGGAUCGAUUGUAUGACUAUAUCCAGACUGUCCGAGCGAUCUAG